CGUGCACAUAUUAUUACAGGGAAACAAAAGAAUGUUCCCUGCCUUUGACUGUUCACAUUUACUUUGAGUUUAGUUCAAACAUGAUUUGAAUUAAAAUGUAAUUGUUUAAUAGUGGAAAUCUAGAUGUGUCAGGUCAACCACUGAUUGACCCACUUAGAAGGUAAGCCAUCUAGUGGCAGUCUCCUGUUAAAUCGACUAACAGACCUCUGUCUUUUCCUUUCUGUUUUGAAACUGCAUGUCUACUUUUACCCCUUUUGAUUGAUCUCACACUGUUUGAUUAAUUUCAUGAUCAUUAAUGAUAACUUACAAGCUAUCAAUGGUUAUUAUAGGAUAUUAUUCCGAUUUUCCUUUUAAUUCUUACAUGCUUAUUUUAAAUUUUGAUUUAAACCAGUUUUGAAUUUUUAAUUUGAAUUAAGUUUUCUGCUCAGCAGGUUAAAGACAGAGAAGCAGUACUUUCCCCCCCUUGUGGUGAAAACCAGCUACUCCUUCUCCCUUGUUUCAUUACUGUCUUUUAAUUUGAUGUUUAUUAUUUUGCUUCUCUCUUUUGACUUAGGUUAUUUUGAUAAUUACCAUUAUUAUCAUAAAUUCCUUUGUUUUGUUUUAUCAUGAUUAGGUAAAGCUGUUACCUUUCCUCUCUACAUAUAGUUACUCAAUUGAUGUUAAACAAACCAAACCUUAAUUAACUUUAAGUUUCCUUUGUUCAUCCUUUGUGUAUUUGAUUGUAGAACUCCCUUGGUGAUUGGACAGUCAUCUCAGGUUUCCAGUGAGCAAGGCUGCCCGAUCGGUGUUACCGAUACUGGCUGCGAGUGAAACUCGGUCCCUCUUGUCUCAAGAGACAUCAGCAAUUUUGGCACUCCAAAGGUUGUGCUAAAAGUCACAAGCCGUGCUGUCCUGCGACACGCCAGAGUAACGGAGGACCGGGGACACUGCGGUUCAGUGUUUGGGGAGCACCGGGGAGGUUGACCAAGCCACUGGUUCCCACCUGAAUGACUUCAAUUCAACCAGAGACAGUAACCUGGGAGCCACCAACGAAGUUAAAUAGUAGAGCGACCACCAGCAGCCGGUGUCAUCACACGACCCGCUAGGCUACUGCCUGUCAAAUCUCCAUUUCAGGUCCUUCGUUGACCCAAGUUAAUUGGCUACUUAACUGUCUGACUGUUUGCAUCAGUCAGCCCCAAAAUUCUCAUAAACGGCACAGCCCGUAUGAAUAUAGCUUGUUAAAUGUAGAACGAACUUGCAUUGGUCUUUUUGUGUGUGUGUGCUGUGCUUCUCUCACCGACAGAGAAUCAGGAUGUUCCAGGCAUCCAGUCCAGCAGUCCACGGGGGCAACCUCUCGACAUGGUUGAAAGCAGUGACGACCCCCUUCCUGCCCAAGGACGCCAGUAACCUGCAGCACCCAGAGCAACUAGACACCGAGCUAGAUGAACUGAUGGCACGCGAUCCAAACCAAAGCGACUACUACAGAGAACUCGCCAGGAUCUUCGGAAGCCUAGUUCACAUUCUCGUCACCCAGGCACGGCUCAGUGAACGGAGCAACAUCGCGGAGGAGGCCUGGAAGGACCAGGCCCCAACCCAGAGUCAUCUUGAUCAGCUUCUCCUCGAGACCCAGAACCAGCGCGAGAAAGAGGACGACACAGAUCCAGAGCUACAGAAAGGAGGUGAAAGACUUCACAAUGCCCUGCAAGAUCUUCGCCUCGACACAGAUCAAAGAGAACAGCUGGAGAGAGAAGCCAGAAAAGACCUCAACAAAAAACUCCAGCAAGGUGACGCUCUCCUAAAAGGAGCAGAGACUGAAUUGAAAGAAAGAGACUAUAAAACCUGGGCCUGCAAAACACACUUGCAAGCGGCCCAAGCUAAAUUCAACAAGCUUACUCUGCAGAGAGACAAGCUCCAAGAUGAACUUUACACUGUUCACACAGAACUGAGACAAUUUCACAGAUUACAGAGUGGCUGGAUCGGAGAAACGCACACCACAAAAUUUCUCCCGGGCCGCCACUCCAACCCUUUCAGCCAAGAACCCAGAGCUGGAAAAGGGGGUGUAGUCUCCCUUCUAAGGAAAUCACCAGCCAGCUUACAAGAACAUCUGUCAACAACGGAGGGAAGAGAACCCUUCCAGAGAACGCAUGUCACCAAACCCUGCACUGCUCACAGAGAACUUCACAAGCUAACCAGAAGCAUCUCUACAUUCAAUCCAGAUCCUGCAGGAGGACAUGAUGUUCAUGCUUCUUUACAAGCCAUUGACUUUCAUUUGCAAACUGUCGCCAACGUGACAGAUGUGAACACAUUGUACCUGUUAAAAAUCACGGCCAGCCGUGAUGUGCAUUGCUUUCUGGAUCGUCAACCAGAGACUGUCAAAGCGUACUACCAGCAACUGCUACAGACUUUGAUUCUUGAAUUCUCUGAUCCAAACUCAGACCAUGGGCUCCUUAUUGCUAUGGACCUCAAACAGGGCCGAUUUGAAAACCCACAGACUUUCUGUAGUCAGCUACGAAACACCUACUUCGGAGCAUGCAACGAACCAGGUAUGGAACAGGAUUUCAACUUAAAAACUCUGUUCCUCCCAAACCUACAUGCCAGUUGGAGUUUUCAUCUCAGAGUCCCAGCGUGUCCCCGUAACAGGACUACACAAGAGUUACGGAACUUAGCCCACAAAGCUUGCACCAAGCAAAAGACUAUCUGUGAAAAGACUGUGAAAAAACCCAAAGUCUCUGUCUCUGAGCACUGCUUGGAGUUAACCCUAGAUGGCGCCCUACAACACCACAGUCACAGACAUUUUUACAGAGAGUCAAUACCGUUCCAAGCCAGCAGAGGGCAACACAGUGCAGCCACGUCUGAGACAGCAGAGAUCCUGAGGGUGCUGAAAGUGCUUCUUCACAUGAAAACUCACAAGGAAGAUGAGCCAAGCACCCAGAACACUGCCCGUCAUCUACAGACCACAGAGCUAACUGUCACAGCACAAGGUGACAGCAACACCCAAGCUCCACAGUCAACACCUGCACACCCUGAACGAGACAGCACAGGUACCACAAACACAAGGUACCAGAAAAUGCUGUUUCGACUACCUGCCUUCGCAGCGAGCUACACAAGACCACCAACCACCGAUCGUCCCACCUGCCCUGAUGCCAACAUUCCUGGGCAGCCUUGUCAAAAAGGGGGUGGGCCGAAAAGGAGUCAACAGGGAAGACCUGAUCGACACAGGAUUAAACCUGACGGUGAUCUCAUCUUACCUUUUCAAAAGACUCCAAUUUGAAGCUAAGAGACAAGAUCGAACUCUUACACCUCAAACUUAUGAACUGAAUGUACAGGUGUACAGACAGGAUGACAUCCAGUUUGAACAGGUUGUUUCCAUUCACCUGACAUUCGUUCCGAUGAGUCUAAUACAUCCCAUGUAUG
Molecule: messenger RNA, 3393 nt
Organism: Carassius gibelio (silver crucian carp)
Lineage: Eukaryota; Metazoa; Chordata; Actinopteri; Cypriniformes; Cyprinidae
Exons: 2
Coding region: 1292-3250 (652 amino acids)
Source: RefSeq, a predicted model, not a curated record